AUGCACGUUUCUGAGCCUCCGCGCAGCGCCGAUCCCCCUGAGAUUCCUGCGUCCCCCCCACUCCCCUCUCACUUCCUCCUUCCGCGGAAACGCUCUACAGGAUCCGCGAAUCAGAUGCUAGGAAUAAUAAAUCAGAAUCUCUGGUCGGAAGCUUUCCGCCAUUCCGCCGCCAUCACCAUCCGCGCCUCCCCGCCUUCCCGUUUCCCCGCGCCGUCGACUGUCGCCAUGCAGCCCUGCGCGCGCCUGUCCGGCCUGUGUGGCCUCGCCGCACUCGUCGCGGGUCUCGUUGCCAUCAGCUUCCUCGCGACCCACGCCAGCGCCGCUGCUGACCUGUGUGCGAACGAGGAUUGUGGGGAAGGCACCUGCGCUGUUGAUGUAGACAAUGACAUACCCUUGUGCGUGUGCAAGGACGGUUUGGUAUUCGACGACGACCACAAGACAUGUGUUGCGGACCCGUGUACCGACGGGGUGUGUGGGUUAGAGGCUUCCUGCACCACUCUCGGUCCUGCCGACUUCCUGUGCAAUUGCAACAAGGAAGGCUUUGCCUUCAACGAGGCUGACAAGACGUGCUUUGCCCCGCUGGCGCGCACGACGGUGGCACUGAAGGCAACAGGCUACGGCCUGAGGGACGCCUUCUUCUUGUCGCCGCUGCCGCCCGAGCAGGCCAGUGCCAGUGGCACCAUGGCGUGCGGCAACCUAGACAUCAUGCUGGAAGGCAGCACCACCAUCACGGCCGUGUGGAAUGCCUCCAACCCCACCUCGCCUAUGGACGACGCGCCCAGCAACGCCAUGUGCAAGAGCCUGUCGUUCUAUGCUGAGUCGUUCUGCAAGGAGAAGCUGGGGUUUACGAUCGCGCGACCUGUGAAGAAGGGCAGUUCCUACCCCGUCACAAAGAAGACUGUCAAAGGAAUCAAGUCGCUGCUAUCAGUUGGCUGCGAGAUCACCAUGUGCGAGAAUGAUUGUGGAACUGCACGGUGCGUUGUGAAGGAGGGCCAGCCGCAGUGCCAGUGCCCCGAGGGCCUCGUGUUCAACGCAGCCAAGAAGAGCUGCCUCGACCCGUCUCUCCCACCUCGUCGGGCGGGUGCCAUCGUUCGCUUCCACGCCGUAGCCAUGGCUCGUAAGCACAAGAGCGUAGCUAACACUGCUGACUUGUGGCCGCGGGAUCUCAACGCGAUCCCGUACAUUGCUUGGAUGAACAAGCCCGCCGGCCCUUUACCCGAAGGAGCGCCUGGUGCGGGGGACACCUCGUUCGAAGCCCCGCGCGACGUCCCUACCCGCGGACCCCGUGAUGCCGACCGGGACGCCGAUGACGACGAGGACGCUCCCGAGGAGGCACAGCCUGCUACCCCGGCUCCCCGUCGCGGCCGUGCUACUGCUGCGGCCGAAAACAAGACUGCCGCGAAGGGUGGAGAACCUCCUCGUGCCGCUGCCAAGACCCGCAACCUCCAUCCUGUUAAGCGGAGCGUGUGGUCCUUCCGCGAGAACACGAUCUUCGUGGCUGCAUGUUGGUUUAUGAAGGACGAGCUCGGCCCCCUCCUCGGGAAGCAUGGCUCCCCGUACUGGGCCCGCCUCGUGCGCCACCUCGAGCAGGAGAAUCCCGGGUGGGUGCGCGGCAUGAACGCUCUGCAGAAGGAGUGGCGCAACCUUGUCACCAUGUUCAAGCAGAUCAAGAAGGGGCAGAAGGCGAGCGGCAAAGGGGCGGUGUGCAAGCCCCCCUGGUACCCGUACAUGGAGCUCUUCUAG
Molecule: messenger RNA, 1743 nt
Organism: Closterium sp. Yama58-4
Lineage: Eukaryota; Viridiplantae; Streptophyta; Zygnematophyceae; Desmidiales; Closteriaceae
Source: the annotation of a GenBank genome assembly